AGUGAGCAUUUCCACCUUGUUGCCAAUGCCACAAAGACUGAUUUGUCUUCACUGAGUCACACCAGAAGAGGCAAAGUACAAGCCAUGCAAGGUAUUGAACAGCAGCAGAUAAAUGUUGCCCCCUCUUCAGAGUCUUUUACCAACUGGAGAGCUAUAUUAUCACCAACAUGGCCUUCUAAAGAACUUGAGUCUUCCUCAGUGGGUGACAUUUCAAUGAGGCAAGCCUUGGAAAAUGCCAAUCUGCUUCAGAUAAUAAAAAGUACAUUAGCAGGGACACGGACCAGAACUAUGGACCAAGCUAGGUUUUUGCCAAGUCUGUACCAAGGCAGUGGCAACAGUGCAUCCCAGGAACCUUCUGAGGUAUCAGCUGAGUCAGCAAUGAGGUCUCAAGAUGCUGAUGAAAUGACCAUUGUAUCAGUGUUACCGUCUGUGUCUCCUGGUGUAAUACCAUCUGUAGCAACUUCAGAAGCAACACCAGUUACAGGAAAAUCAGCUCCAACAUCACCAAUGCUGACCUCAUCCUUGUUCUCACUGAGCACAGAAAAUUCGCCAUCUGUGAUGGCAUUAAGCACGUUAAUAUCAACACUAGCAAAAAAUCACACUGCCCCCAAAAUGGCAUCAACUUUAAGCCCAAUAGUGACACGUACAGCCUUUCCAGUUGUUUCAAGAGAUGAGUCUACAACAACUGUGCAUACCACUAGUUCAUUUCCAGUCCCCAAAUCUAGUACAGUUUCAGCUCCCACAACACAUGCAACAGGACAAUCUGAAACAACACUACUUGACACCAAGAAAUCCACAAGCCCAGACAUCACUAAAACAUCAACUGCAUACCCACUGACAAUUACAGCAGCUUUGACAUCUAUUACAGCAUCAGCGAAAACAACUAGACUUCUCCCUACACCUGCGGAAAAUACUUCUUCUGCUACGCCAGUGUCAACAGCUGCUUUUGCUAAUGCGACAACAGUUCUUCCUUUGGAAUGCCAGCUCUCCAGAAACCUCUUUAUUAAGACAGUUUUGUUUCUGAAUACAAGAAGAUUGGUGCCGAGUGAUUCCUUAAAACAGAAUGUCACAAAAGGUCUCACCCAGGCAUUGAGACAAGCUUUCAACCAAAAUGUCAAUGCGCAAAUUGAAAUUUUGGAACAAUCAAACAAUGUGACAGUUGGUUACUAUGUAACUCAGGAAAGACUUGUUUUCAUACCUGCUGUGGUUAUCGAAAUGCUAAUUGCUUAUGGUGUUACUAAUGCCACUUCGGAUAUUAGGCAGUAUGUGCCAAAUCUUCAUUCUGUUGCUGUCUUAGCAUUGCCAUGGAAUCCACUGCCAGCUUACCACUUUCAGCUAAAAACAGAACUGCAGUUUAUGGGUCAAUCAGACAACAUCCAGUCAUGCAGAUUUGUUCAGACCAUGGAACAAAGAUUGCAAAAAGCAUUUCAGGAUGCUGAGAGAAAAGUCUUGAACACCAGUAGCAAGUUAACUGUUCAGAUUCUGAAUACAGCAAAUGUUUCUCAGGCUGUCACUUUGUUUUAUGUGGUGAGAAAUGAAAGCACAGUAUUGAAUGGCACAGUAUCAAGCAACCUUCUUAACCAUCUUUCAGCUGAACUGGUGGGAUUCUAUCUCACCUACCCACCUCUGACCAUUGCUGAAGCUUUGGAAUAUCCAAAUCUUGAUACGUCAGAAGCAACUAGAGACUAUUGGGUGAUUACAGUUAUACAGGGAGUUGACAUGACACUGCUGGGGGUGAAUAACCAGAGUUUUGCAAGACUAAUGGAACAACGUUUAGCACCACUAUUCAUGAUGUCCCAUCAACAAGGAAGACGAUUUAAACGAGCUACCACAGUCGGCAGCUACACAGUGCAGAUGGUAAAAAUGCAGCGAAUUCCAGGACCCAAGGACCCUGCUGAGUUGACUUACUAUACUUUGUACAAUGGGAAACCUUUACUGGGUACAACAGCUGCCAAAAUUUUGAGCACUGUCGAUUCACAAAGGAUGGCCUUGACACUGGGAUAUGUUGUUCAAGUACAAGCUGAUCCUGUGGUGAAGAACCCACCCAACAACCUAUGGAUCAUUGCAGCGGUGCUGGCUCCCAUUGCUGUGGUCACAGUCAUCAUCAUCAUUAUCACAGCUGUUCUAUGCAGGAAGAACAAAAAUGAUUUCAAGGCAGAUACCAUGAUGAACUUGCCACAGAGAGCCAAACCAGUCCAAGGCUUUGACUAUGCCAAACAACACUUAGGCCAGCAGGGAGCUGAAGAUGAAGUUUUACCUGUUACCCAAGAGACUGUAGUAUUGCCACUUCCUGUGAGAGAUACUCCUGCCUCCCAGGAGAGAGAAAUUGUUCAGGAUGGGAGUACAGCAAAAACUGCAAAGUCCAAUGAUACAAGAAAGAGCAGGUCGCCUAGUGAGAAUGGUUCUGUCAUCAGCAACGAAUCAGGAAAGCCCAAUUCAGGCAGAGGCUCUCCACAGAAAGUAAUGGCACAGCAGAAAGUGACAAAAGAGGAGGGAAGAAAGAGGAAUGUGCCCAUAAGUGAUGAAGAAGAGGGAAGCAUGCUCUUUGAUAAUGUUGCUAAGUCUGCCAUUGAUCCCUUUGACACAUCCUCUGGAUCUGUACAGUUGAUCGCCAUAAAGCCCGUAGCUCUGCCUCCUGCACACCCAGCUUUGGACAGGAGUCAAGAAACUGCUGUUCUCAACGGGGAGAUUAACAAAGCAUUGAAGCAGAAGUCUGAUAUAGAGCACUAUCGCAACAAAUUGCGCCUGAAAGCCAAGCGGAAAGGCUAUUACGAUUUCCCUCAAGUUGAUAACAAUAAAGGCUUGGCAGACAGAAAAAAGAUGUAUGAAAAAGCACAAAAUGAAAUAGAUCGUAUUUUGGAUCCUGAUACAGAUGGAUCCUCUCCAUUUGUAGAACCCAAAAACAGGCAACAAAUGAAGAACUCUGUUUAUCGAAGCAGGCAAUCUUUGAACAGUCCUAGCCCAGGAGAAACAGAAAUGGAUCUUCUGGUUACACGAGAGAGACAAAGACGUGGUAUCCGCAACAGUGGAUAUGAUACUGAACCUGAAAUGAUAGAAGAAACAAAUGUUGACCGUGUCAAUGAAACCCGAAACUAUACCAGAGCCCAUCAAGCAAAAGGCCAUUCAGAGACAUCAACUCUGAGUUCUCAGCCAUCCAUUGAUGAAGUCAGACAGCAGAUGCAUAUGCUACUGGAAGAGGCCUUUAGUUUGGCUUCAGCAGGCCAUGGAGGACAGAGCAGGCAACAAGAUGCUUACAGUUCUGCACAGCACUUGCCCUACUCUGAAGUUGUGACCAGUGCUCCUGGUACCAUGUCUCGGCCCAGAGGGGGGAUACAGUGGGUGCCUACCUAUAGGCCUGAAGUGUACCAGUACAGUUUACCAAGACCUGCAUAUAGGUUUUCUCCACUUCCUGAAAUGGUGAUGGGUUCUCCGCCUCCUCCUGUACCUCCCAGAACAGGACCUGUUGCUGUUACCUCCCUCAGAAGGUCGACUUCUGAUAUUGGCAGCAAGACAAGAAUAUCAGAGUCCAGCGGGACUGAACAGAUACAGCCACAUGAUCAUGCCCCCUUUGUCCCAGUUUCAAGAGCCCCAGUAUCUGUGGCUCCAUUGGAUCAAUCAGCUUUGAAUUACUCAGGAAGUACUGUUCCAGCGGUGUUUGCCAUCCCAGCAGCAAACAGAUCCGGGUUCACAGGCUAUUUCAUCCCAACACCACCUACCGCAUAUAGGAACCAGGCUUGGAUGUCCUAUGCUGGAGAAAAUGAAUUACCAGGGCAGUGGGCUGACUCGGUCCCACUGCCUGGCUACAUAGAAGCUUAUUCACGGCCGCGCUAUCAGCACAACUCUCCUUCAAGGCUUCCGCGUCAGUACAGCCAGCCAGCAAACAUGCAGCCCAGCCUGGAACAAGCUCCGUUGCCCUGUACUGCUGCUUCUCAACACAGCCUAACUGAAAAUGACCCUUUGGAUAACCCUCUCCCCAGCCUUUCUACAGCUGCACUAGUGAAGGCAAUAAGAGAAGAAGUAGCUAAGCUAGCCAAGAAACAAACAGAUAUGUUUGAGUUUCAGGUCUGA
Messenger RNA from Varanus komodoensis (Komodo dragon), 4068 nucleotides. RefSeq names its product KIAA1549 like. The transcript is spliced from 21 exons. The coding region runs from base 85 to 4068 and encodes 1327 amino acids. The record is from RefSeq and is a predicted model, not a curated record. NCBI's taxonomy places the organism in Eukaryota, Metazoa, Chordata, Lepidosauria, Squamata, Varanidae.